ACCGUACGGUGGAUAAGUGGUGUUCUUGCAGGAAUCAGUUCUAUACUGUAACAGUGCAGCUACCUGCAGUGGAGUUUCGGCGGUGCAUGGUUCACGUAUAACCGGUGGGAAGCACUGAGAGAUCAUGUCCAGGCAUCACAGGACACCCGCCAGAACAGUAGACAAUCUUAUCGAAGUGAAAAGCAAGUUCGAUGCCGAAUUCCGAAGAUUCGCUCUAAAGCGUUCCAACAUUGGAGGGUUUCAGGAAUUUUACCAGCUAAUUCAAGCCGUCCAUCAGAUACCACACGUGGACGUAUUGUUGGGGUAUACCGAUAUCCACGGGGAUUUACUACCCAUUAACAACGAUGACAAUUAUCACAAAGCGGUCUCGUCUGCCAACCCUUUACUGCGAGUCAUCAUUCAGAGACGCGCUGAAGGUGACUCUGGAGCAUUUGGAACGAAUUCACUGCUGCGCAAGAAGAAAGGUCUUCAUGUCCUACGCCCUGUCCAUCACAAGUCAAAGCCUCACAUCUUGAUUGGAAUGCCUCAGGAUUUCCGACAGAUCUCUUCCAUUAUCGACGUUGACAUCCUUCCAGAAACCCACCGCAGAGUCCGUCUCCACAAACAUGGCUCUGACAAGCCACUUGGAUUCUAUAUUCGCGAUGGGGUGAGUGUACGGGUAGCCCCUCAAGGAGUGGAGAAGGUCCCAGGAAUCUUCAUCUCACGGCUUGUACGAGGUGGUCUAGCGGAGAGCACAGGCUUGCUCGCAGUAAAUGAUGAAAUACUAGAGGUGAACGGAAUUGACGUUGCUGGGAAGUCGCUGGACCAAGUGACUGACAUGAUGGUGGCAAACAGUCACAACCUCAUCAUUACCGUGAAGCCAGCAAAUCAACGCAAUAAUGUCAUUCGCAGCAGCAGGGCCUCUGGGAGCUCUGCCGUCUCGACGGACAGUAGUCCAAGCCAACAUAACAACACGAUAGCUACAGCACAAUAUGCUAACCACUACAGUACAGCAGAAGGGGAGAGUGAAGAUGAAGGAGAUAUAAUAAUUGAAAAUGACAUGCCAUCAUACAUCCCAAAAACUGUGUUCCCAAAUUGCAUCAAUGGAGAUCUAACAAAAAAGCUGCAGCAUAACGUGUCACUAAACAGCCCACUGUUAGACAGCAAAGAAAGCAAAUAUAAAGGGUCCUUAAACUCUCUGAACAUGCACAGUGAUGGUUCCAACAAAAUAAAUUCAAGCCAUGGAAAUAUGCGAGAAGAUGGAACAAUAAUAACACUAUAAAGGACUUUCCUUUUAAUCACUUUUUAUAUAUAUAUAUAUAAUAAAGCAUUCAGAAUAAAAUUUCCAAGUGGUUGACUUUGACUUGAGCCUUGUUAGGGAGGAUGGAAUUUGACUGACUUCCAUACAAUAAUAUUAGCAAAUUGUGAAUUUGGUGGAGAAAAUAUUCAUGAAAGCAAGAGAAAAAUCACCAUCACUCUAAUGAAGGAUAUUUCAGAGAACUCUACUUAUACACUGAUUCAGUUUCAAUGGCAAUUAACUAGCCCAAGGUUCUAUUUAUAAAGCCAACCUCCUGAACUGGUUCCUGUCUAAUAAAACUGGAGUACGUCACUUUACAAAGCUGCAUUUAUACAGAAGUUACCUGCAAUUGAAGACCAAUGUAUCUUGUGAAAUUGCAAUACAAGUAUUUUUAAAAACGCAGGUCACAAAACCUGCACAUCACAUCAGUGACCUCAUUGUUACAAAUACAAACUUAUUUACAAACUACUUAAUCAGCAUUACUUGCAUUUAUCUGAUUUGAGAGCAGGAGUCCCCUUUUUCCUAUGGAAAACAAUUAUGAGACAGAUUAUAUGUGGACAGAAAUUCCUGUGGAGCAAAAUCCUUUCAUGAAGUAGCUGCUCUGCUCCCUAAAAGAAUAUUUGAGAGCUUUGCAAUUUUUAAUGUGGAUUUCCUGCAGUAAAGCAGAUGCUUUUUUUUGGUGGUAUGAGGGUGUCCUGUAUUGGUUUUUUUUAAGUGACCAGUAUCUUAAAUUUUAAGGAACCCUGCUGGCUUCAAGAUCCUUUUACCAUGCUGUUUGACAUUUGCUUUUUGUAUUGCACAGACUUGAUACUCCUUUAUCAGAGCACUGUUCAACACUGAGACAAGCUGCUUUUAAGAGUUCUCAAACCCCAGUGUACACUUGGUGACAAAAAGCACUUUAAAUUAGGAUCAUUUUAAAAAUAGCUGAAUUAUCUUGAAUGUUAAUUGUUUUCAGACCUACUCUGUUAAUAGGUUAAUAAUUGAUCAAAAGUUCAUGAUUCUUAACCUGUUAUUAAAUGAAACUCUCACUGGAACAUGGGGCACACGUUAAGCAGUGGUCAUCUGAAGAACUUUUGCAUUGAUUGUAAUUGGUUUUUAUUUCAUUUUAAAUUGUGGAAACACUUUGCAAUGGACUUGGAGAAUUUUUCAAAAAUUUGCCACUUAAUUUAAAAAAUAUUGGCUAGAAAAAAUGAGGUUUUAGGAAGCCUAAAAUCUCCAAACAACAUGUUAAUACCUUUAUUACAUUCAUUUCAAGCAUUUGCAGCAGAACUGGCUCCAUUCUAUGGCAAUAUAAAUUUUACAGCUUUACUAAUCAUUUAAAAAUGGUAGGAUCGAUAAGAAUGAAUUGCUUGCGGGUCAUCUUAGUAACCUAGGAGUUCUAAAUAAUAAAAAUGUGGAUUACUCCAAAAGCACAUAGUAGGCCCAGUGAUCAUUUUUUAAAAAUUAUUUUAGCAUGUUAGUUUCAUGGCCUAAUCUAUUACUUUAAAUUUCCAGUCUGUUCACUGUUGGCUGCUGGAUUAACAAUAAUCAACAUUUACCUCUCUCCACACUACUAAAAGUAUGAAGCACAAUGACUUUGCAGUUUUCAUAUUCUUUCUGUAGAAUGAAUGGCUUUUGGUUUCUUUCAAAAUAGCAUUGGUACUUGCAAAAUCUGUGAAAAUAUUUCUUCUGCUUGGUGGUUCUAAUCACCUGGCAAAUGCUUUUGGGUAUUGUAGAAUGCUGACACUUGAUCUGGCUGGCUGCUAUCACCCAAAAACAGUUGUAGGCACAAUGCAAUAAGUUUUGACCGUGAUUCAGCUGCAUUUAUUGCUCCAGUUUCUUCUGCAUACCACAUUUGCGAGCUUUUCUCUGGUAGUUCUGAGCCAGCAGGGUUCAAUGGUGGGGUAUGACUUUGCUGUAUUUUUUUUUAAUGACAUUGUAUGUAUUUGUUUGAUUUGUUAUGCAUUAAAAUCUGUUCGGUAAAGAGAUUAGGGUAAUUUUAUCUAAUUGGGGAUAUUUUGUAAUUUUUUUAAUGAAAUGAGGGCAGUAUUUUUCUUACUUUUUGUAUUUGACCCCACUCAAUCCUUUGUCUCCAUCUGCCUUCCCUAAACUGUACUACCUUGUAUUUAUCUUAUUUAACAGUUGAGCAGUCUUGAAGGUUAAGACUGCAGACCAUUGCGAAUGUUCCAUAGUUGUAUGCUGAUCAUUCAAAUAAAAGUUUUAACACGGA
Molecule: messenger RNA, 3485 nt
Organism: Hypanus sabinus (Atlantic stingray)
Lineage: Eukaryota; Metazoa; Chordata; Chondrichthyes; Myliobatiformes; Dasyatidae
Gene: pard6a
Product: par-6 family cell polarity regulator alpha
Exons: 3
Coding region: 125-1261 (378 amino acids)
Biological process (GO): centrosome cycle; establishment or maintenance of cell polarity; regulation of cellular localization
Cellular component (GO): nucleus; cell cortex; apical plasma membrane
Molecular function (GO): protein kinase C binding
Source: RefSeq, a predicted model, not a curated record